Molecule: messenger RNA, 7974 nt
Organism: Lemur catta (Ring-tailed lemur)
Lineage: Eukaryota; Metazoa; Chordata; Mammalia; Primates; Lemuridae
Gene: KIF13A
Product: kinesin family member 13A
Exons: 40
Coding region: 182-5575 (1797 amino acids)
Biological process (GO): microtubule-based movement; regulation of protein localization
Cellular component (GO): adherens junction
Molecular function (GO): cell adhesion molecule binding; microtubule binding; ATP binding
Source: RefSeq, a predicted model, not a curated record
GUCGCGCUCCCCCGGGAUGGCCCGCGCGCCUCGGCGCUGCCUCUCGGAGCACACGGCGGAGCGGCGGCGGCGGCCGCGCUCGCGGGGCGCGCGGCUGCUGCUGCGGCGGCGGCGGCGCGGCGCGUGAGGGGCCGCCUCGGGCCGAGCGGGCGCCGCGAGCGGCCCGGCGAGCGCAGCAAACAUGUCGGAUACCAAGGUAAAAGUUGCCGUCCGGGUCCGGCCCAUGAACCGACGAGAACUGGAACUGAACACCAAGUGCGUGGUGGAGAUGGAAGGGAAUCAAACGGUCCUGCACCCUCCUCCUUCCAACACCAAACAGGGAGAAAGGAAACCUCCCAAGGUAUUUGCCUUUGAUUAUUGCUUUUGGUCCAUGGAUGAAUCUAACACUGCAAAAUACGCUGGUCAAGAAGUGGUUUUCAAGUGCCUUGGGGAAGGAAUUCUUGAAAAAGCCUUUCAGGGGUAUAAUGCUUGUAUCUUUGCAUAUGGACAAACAGGUUCAGGAAAGUCCUUCUCCAUGAUGGGCCAUGCUGAGCAGCUGGGCCUUAUUCCAAGGCUCUGCUGUGCUUUAUUUAAGAGGAUCUCUUUGGAGCAAAAUGAAUCCCAGACCUUUAAAGUCGAAGUGUCCUAUAUGGAAAUUUAUAAUGAGAAAGUUCGAGAUCUUUUAGACCCCAAAGGGAGUAGACAGUCUCUUAAAGUUCGAGAGCAUAAAGUUUUGGGACCGUAUGUAGAUGGUUUAUCUCAAUUAGCUGUCACUAGUUUUGAGGAUAUUGAGUCAUUGAUGUCUGAGGGAAACAAGUCUCGGACGGUGGCUGCAACCAACAUGAAUGAAGAAAGCAGCCGCUCCCAUGCUGUGUUCAACAUCAUAAUCACCCAGACACUUUAUGACCUCCAGUCUGGGAACUCGGGAGAGAAAGUCAGUAAGGUCAGCUUGGUAGACCUGGCGGGUAGCGAGAGAGUGUCUAAAACAGGAGCUGCGGGAGAGCGACUGAAAGAAGGCAGCAACAUUAACAAAUCACUUACAACCUUGGGCUUGGUUAUAUCCUCACUGGCUGACCAGGCAGCUGGCAAGGGUAAAAACAAAUUUGUGCCUUAUCGAGAUUCAGUCCUCACUUGGCUUCUUAAGGACAGUUUGGGGGGCAACAGCCAGACCUCUAUGAUAGCCACCAUUAGCCCAGCAGCAGACAACUAUGAAGAGACCCUCUCCACGUUAAGAUAUGCAGAUCGGGCCAAAAGGAUCGUGAACCACGCUGUCGUGAAUGAGGACCCCAAUGCAAAAGUCAUCCGAGAACUGCGAGAGGAAGUUGAGAAACUCAGAGAACAGCUCUCACAAGCAGAGGCCAUGAAGGCUCCUGAACUGAAGGAGAAGCUCGAAGAGUCUGAAAAGCUGAUAAAAGAGCUGACAGUGACUUGGGAAGAGAAGCUGAGGAAAACAGAAGAGAUCGCACAGGAAAGACAAAGACAACUUGAAAGCAUGGGGAUUUCCCUAGAGACGUCUGGUAUCAAGGUGGGGGAUGACAAAUGCUACUUAGUCAACCUGAAUGCAGACCCUGCUCUCAACGAACUUCUGGUUUAUUAUUUAAAGGAUCACACCAGGGUGGGUGCAGAUACCUCUCAGGAUAUCCAGCUCUUCGGCAUAGGAAUUCAGCCUGAGCACUGUGAGAUUGACAUCGCAUCCGAUGGAGACGUCACUCUUACUCCAAAAGAAAACGCAAGGUCCUGUGUAAACGGCACCCUUCUGUGCAGUACCGCCCAGCUGUGGCAUGGUGAUAGAAUCCUAUGGGGAAAUAACCACUUUUUUAGAAUUAAUUUACCUAAGAGGAAACGUCGAGAUUGGUUAAAAGACUUUGAAAAGGAAACGGGGCCACCAGAGCAUGACCUGGAUGCAGCCAGUGAGGCUUCCUCCGAACCAGACUAUAACUAUGAAUUUGCACAGAUGGAAGUGAUCAUGAAAACACUGAAUAGUAACGACCCAGUUCAAAAUGUGGUUCAGGUCCUGGAGAAACAAUACCUAGAAGAAAAGAGAAGUGCCCUGGAGGAGCAGCGGCUCAUGUACGAGCGGGAGCUGGAGCAGCUCCGCCAGCAGCUCUCCCCGGAAAGGCAGCCGCAGAGCAGCGGCCCCGACCGCCUGGCCUACAGCAGCCAGACAGCGCAGCAGAAGGUGACCCAGUGGGCAGAAGAGAGGGAUGAACUCUUCCGACAAAGCCUGGCAAAGCUUCGAGAGCAGCUAGUGAAAGCUAAUACCUUGGUGAGGGAAGCAAACUUCUUAGCUGAAGAAAUGAGCAAGCUUACUGAUUACCAAGUGACUCUUCAGAUCCCUGCUGCAAACCUCAGCGCCAACAGAAAGAGAGGUGCAAUAGUGAGUGAGCCAGCCAUCCAAGUGAGGAGGAAAGGGAAGAGCACCCAAGUUUGGACCAUUGAAAAGCUGGAGAAUAAAUUAAUUGAUAUGAGAGACCUUUAUCAAGAAUGGAAGGAAAAAGUUCCUGAGGAUAAAAGACUCUACGGGAAACGGGGUGACCCUUUCUAUGAAGCCCAAGAAAAUCACAACCUAAUCGGGGUGGCGAAUGUGUUCUUGGAAUGCCUCUUCUGUGACGUGCAACUUCAGUAUGCAGUUCCUAUUAUCAGCCAGCAGGGGGAGGUUGCAGGGCGUCUCCACGUGGAAGUGAGGCGCGUUACAGGAGCUGUUCCAGAGCGUGUGGUGGAGGAUGACUCUUCGGAGAACUCCAGUGAAAGUGGGAGCCUUGAAGUUGUAGACAGCAGUGGGGAAAUCAUUCACCGAGUCAAAAAACUGACAUGCCGGGUAAAAAUUAAAGAGGCAACCGGGCUGCCCUUAAACCUCUCCAAUUUCGUCUUCUGUCAAUAUACGUUCUGGGACCAGUGUGAGUCCACCGUGGCUGCCCCCAUGGUGGACCCAGAGUUGCCUUCACCACAGUCCAAGGAUGCCCAGUACACCGUGACCUUCUCCCACUGUAAGGACUAUGUGGUGAAUGUAACAGAAGAAUUCCUGGAGUUCAUUUCAGACGGAGCGCUGGCAAUUGAAGUGUGGGGCCACCGGUGUGCUGGAAAUGGUAGCUCCAUCUGGGAGGUUGAUUCUCUUCAUGCUAAGACAAGAACAUUACAUGACAGGUGGAAUGAAGUAACUCGGAGAAUAGAAAUGUGGAUCUCCAUAUUGGAAUUGAAUGAAUUAGGGGAAUAUGCUGCCGUGGAACUUCAUCAGGCAAAAGAUGUCAACACAGGAGGCAUCUUUCAACUUAGACAGGGUCAUUCACGUAGAGUGCAAGUCACCGUAAAACCUGUACAGCAUUCGGGGACGCUGCCGCUGAUGGUUGAAGCCAUCUCGUCAGUAUCCAUCGGCUGCGUAACCGCCAGGUCCACCAAACUCCAGAGAGGCCUGGACAGUUACCAGAGAGAUGAUGAGGAUGGUGAUGAUAUGGAUAGUUAUCAGGAAGAAGACUUAAAUUGCGUAAGAGAGAGGUGGUCAGAUGCACUCAUUAAACGACGAGAAUACUUGGAUGAACAGAUUAAAAAAGUCAGCAAUAAAAAAGAGAAGACGGAGGAUGACGUGGAGCGGGAAGCCCGGCUUGUGGAGCAGUGGGUGGGGCUGACCGAGGAGAGGAACGCAGUGCUGGUGCCGGCCCCAGGCAGCGGCAUCCCCGGGGCACCUGCCGACUGGAUCCCACCUCCUGGAAUGGAAACGCACAUACCAGUUCUCUUCCUCAAUUUGAAUGCUGAUGACCUCAGUGCCAACGAACAGCUUGUUGGCCCCCAUGCGUCAGGUGUGAACUCCAUCCUGCCCAAGGAGCAUGGCAGCCAGUUUUUCUACCUGCCCAUCAUAAAGCACAGCGAUGACGAGGUGUCAGCCACAGCCUCCUGGGACUCCUCGGUGCAUGAUUCUGUUCACUUGAAUAGGGUCACACCACAGAAUGAAAGGAUUUACCUGAUUGUGAAAACCACAGUCCAACUCAGUCACCCGGCUGCGAUGGAGUUAGUGUUACGAAAGCGGAUUGCCGCCAAUAUUUACAACAAACAGAGUUUCACACAGAGUUUGAAGAGGAGAAUAUCAUUGAAAAAUAUAUUUUAUUCCUGUGGUGUAACCUAUGAAAUAGUGUCCAAUAUACCAAAGGCAACUGAGGAGAUAGAGGACCGGGAAACACUGGCUCUCCUGGCAGCAAGGAGUGAAAACGAAGGCACGUCCGAUGGGGAGACGUACAUUGAGAAGUACACUCGUGGCGUGCUGCAGGUGGAAAACAUUCUGAGUCUUGAACGGCUCCGGCAGGCUGUCACGGUCAAAGAAGCACUGUCCACCAAAGCUCGGCACAUUCGGAGAAGCCUCAGUACACCAAAUGUUCAUAAUGUCUCUUCCAGUCGACCAGACCUGUCUGGCUUUGAUGAAGAUGAUAAGGGCUGGCCAGAGAACCAGUUAGACAUGUCUGACUACAGCUCCAGUUACCAAGAUGUAGCCUGUUAUGGAACUUUACCUAGGGAUUCACCUCGAAGGAGUAAAGAAGGUUGUACAUCAGAGAAUCCUCAUGCCUUAACUGUUAGCCCUUUUAAAGCAUUCUCUCCCCAGCCGCCAAAGUUUUUCAAGCCCCUGAUGCCUGUAAAAGAGGAGCAUAAGAAAAGGAUAGCCCUUGAAGCAAGGCCUCUUCUAAGCCAGGAGAGCAUGCCUCCACCCCAGGCACAUAACCCUGGCUGCAUUGUACCCUCAGGAAGCAAUGGCAGCAGCAUGCCAGUAGAACACAAUAGCAAACGUGAGAAGAAGAUUGACUCCGAGGAAGAAGAAAAUGAGCUGGAAGCUAUUAACAGGAAGCUGAUAAAUUCACAGCCUUACGUACCUGUGGAGUUUGCUGACUUCAGUGUUUACAAUGCCAGCUUGGAGAACAGGGAAUGGUUUGCUUCUAAAGUAGAUUUGACAAACUCCCGGGUCUUGGAGAAAGAAGUGUCCCGUAGCCCUACCACCAGCAGUAUUACCAGUGGCUACUUUUCCCACAGUGCCUCCAAUGCCACGCUGUCUGACAUGGCAGUCCCUUCUAGCGACAGCUCAGACCAGCUAGCCAUUCAGACGAAGGAUGCAGACUCCACUGAGCACUCUGGCCCAUCGCUUGGACAGGAUUUCAGACCGUCAUCAAACAGAGAGUUGACAGAAAUAGAAAGAGGCUUGUUAAAGGACAAGAUAAUCAUGGUGCCACUCAAAGAAAACAGUGCCUUAGCCAAAGGGAGCCCAUCAUCCCAGAGCAUUCCUGAGAAAAACUCCAAGAUGCUGUGCAGGACUGACUCAUGUUCAGAACUAGAUGCCUGCCCCAGCAAAAGUGGCCAGCCGGCCAGAGAAUUCUGCCCCGGGGAGGUGACAGUAGAACACACCACUAACAUCCUUGAGGACCAUUCUUUCACGGAGUUCAUGGGGGUGUCAGAUGGCAAAGAUUUUGACGGUUUGACAGAUUCCUGUGCUGGAGAGCUUUCGAAUAGGAGGAACCUACCAAAUAAAAUGGACAGCAAGAGUGUCUCCGAUGGGCCCCAGGACCCUGGCCAGCAGCAUUCCAACUUAGAGGAUGAAAAGGGAGGCGCGACCCCACGGUGAAAGGCAGCGAGCUCUUCCUCCUCAAGCCCCCUUGGGAAAGCACCAGCCCAUCUUUGAAACAUGCUGCCGCCCAGCGCCCAGCUGAACCUCAGACCGGAAGCUGGAGAAGCCAAGCCAUGCGCUUCCUGGGCCACCUCCUUUCCCUUCCCCAGCGGGAGAAGCGGCACUUUGUCACUUAGGUGAAUCAGCAGCCUCUGCUUUUUUCAGAAAGCAAGAGAACUGAAAAUCCUGGAUUAACUAAGUGACAGUAUUUUUGUUUGCACUUACUACACACCUCCACUGUGUAGAAACCUCUACAGAUUCAAACAGACUUUGUUCUUGUACAGUUUUAAUCAAUUCUUACUGUAGAAUCUGGAGUCAAUGCUCUAAUUUGUUUUUUUUUAUAAAUAAUAUAUAUUAUGUAUAUGAAAUGUGUAUCUAUAGUAUGUCUGUUCGGAGACAGACACGGCUGCACACUACAAUGCAGAUAAUGGUGAUUUGUAGAAAAUCGUAAGGUACUGGACUUCGUUACGAAGCAACUUGGAUGAUCUCUUAUACAUGAGCAGAUGAAAAAUAUUUUAUUGCCUAAGAAUGAGCUUGCAAAUCCCUGUUUGCAGAGAAGGUUACAGAAUACUGUUCUUUAUAACCAAAGAACUUCCAUAAGACUGAACGUUUUCGCUGUCCACUGUUGUUUUGUGUGAACAUACAUGUUUGACUGCAAGUUUGGUGCCAUACUUCCCUCGCGCUGCCCGUCUCUGUCCUGUGUUUCAUAAGCACACUGAGAAAUCUCACAGCUACAUUCUUUGGUCUUCCACCUGGCCCACCACCUACUGACUUGACAUUGUGUCACAGCCUGUUGACAAUGACUGGAGCUCUGACUCCAGAGUUCCCUAUACCUUGCUUCAGCCCAGCCAGGCAGGUGGAAUGCAGAGAGCAGUAUUAUUGUCAGAAAACACAAGGACAACCACGAGUUGGGUUUGGGUGGGGUGGGAUGAGAGGGGUGUUGAUUUUGGUGUUGUUUUUUUUUUUUAUGGUUUUGUUUUGGAUUGGUAGGUUUCACUGUGGUGUGGUUUUGCUGUUGUUAUUUUGCUUGGUUCUGGGAAAUGCUGAAGAGAUGGACUGAGCUAUAAAGUUACACGGUUCAUACUUUACCACGUUUGCAGGAGAUGAUCGAAUACAGAUGACCCUGCUUUCGUGUCUUCAUUUGUAAAAUUCUCCUAUGAACGGAGAUGUUGAAGGACUGUGUGUAUGAAAAGUCCUUUCUGUACCUGUUCUGUAGAUGCCUGUACAAUUGGUCUGGGUGCACAGCUACCAACACGUGAGCGAGAACGAGAGAAUGGGGGUACAGCCUGCUGUACCUUUUUUCUUUGAGUUCUUAGCAUCAGUAAAUGAGUAAGAUAUCGGAAACUUUAAUGAAAAGCUGCUGUUCAUGAUUUUUGUUUAUAGUGAGCUGACUGUAGUAUUUUAUUAUUGUCUGUUUAAAAAAAAGAAAAACUGUAAUUUAUAUCCCCUUUCAACUUUAUUGUAUUUAAUUGGUACAGAUUUCUGUGUGUGUUUUAGAAUACAGACUGUCUAAUUCAGAUUUUAAAAUAUCAAUUGUUUGUCUUUAAUAACCCUGCCACUAGUUACAGAUGUAACUUACCGUGUUUGUAUGUAUACAUGCUCCUGUAGUGUUAGACAAUACCAUCAGCUAACAUUUACUGAAAGUUUACUAUGUACUAGGUGCUGUUCCAAACAUUUGAUAUUUAUUAUUAUCUAUCCUCAGAGCAACGAUGCCAUAGGCACUACUGUUAUUAAGUGUUUGACAAAUGGGAAACUGAGGCAGAGAGGUUGGUACCGGAGAGGUGGCAAAGCCAGGGUUCAGCCCACGCUUCCAUCAGUCUCUCCUCUGUGCUCUGCCUGGUGGCGUGUCACAGAGGGGCAGGCCUCGCGAAGGGAGGAUGGGGCACUAUCAGAGGGCAGAAGUAUGUGGUGAGUGUCACAAGUUCUAGAUUGAGCAAUGUCCCAUGGGGGGACAUCUGGAGCAGGUGGGACAUGGUGUGUUAUUCCUGAUCACAAUGCUGAAAUCUUUACGGCAAGUAACAAUACUCUGCCACCUGUGAAAUAGUGGCCAAAGAUGGCGCCCUUUGGAAGUUUUAUCUAAAAAUUGUAUUACUACAGAAUCUUUUCAGAAAAAUCUCAGUUCACAAAAGCUUUUCUGAAGUUACCGAGAAUUAGAUCUAGCCUAUUCUGGACAGAAGAGUGCCUUAUACAGACUUACAGGAGAAAUUAGAGAGGGGGCCAAAAAACAAACCCAAAACUUAUUUAAAUUUUACAGAAUGGGGCCAGGGAGAGGAAAGCGGCUAUUUAAUGUUUAAAUAAAUGAUGAAAACUAAAAAUACAGUGCAAGAGAAAAUGUACAAUCGUCAUUCCCCUUAUUA